AUGAAGUUCCUCUCUAUUCUCCUUGCUGUUCCAGCUCUUGUUGCAGGACGAUAUCUCAGUGACGAGGUCAACUCUGGGACUUCGACGCACUACGGUGGCAACGUUGGAGGGGGCGCUUGUGGACUUGUGGCCUAUACCAUUCCUUCUGGCAUCUACGGAACUGCCUUCUCUGGCCCCAACUGGAACAAUGCGGGCGUCUGCGGUAGCUGUAUUGAAGUUACUGGCCCAACAGGAAAGAAGAUUAAGGCUAUGAUUGUCGAUCGAUGCAAUGAGUGCAACAAGGGACACUUGGAUCUCUUUGAGGACGCUUUCACAGCUGUAGGUGGUACCAAUGGUCUUGUUCAGACCAGCUGGAGAUCCAUCUCUUGCGAUAUCACCUCUCCUCUUGUUUUGCGUAACAAAGAGGGAACGAGCGCCUUUUGGUUCUCUAUGCAAGUUCGCAACAGCAACCUUCCUGUCAAGAGCCUCGAAGUCAGCACUGACAAUGGCAAAUCAUGGAUUGGAACCACUCGAAAGGAGUACAACUUCUUUGAGAACCCCAGCGGUUUUAGAACCGAGACAGUUGAUGUCAGAGUCACCAGCUCUACUGGAAGCACCAUCAUCGUCAAAGGUGUUGGUGUCAAGCCUCAGACCGAAUUCAAGGCUGCUUCCAACUUCCCCUAA
Fusarium venenatum is the source of this 663-nucleotide messenger RNA. Its product is annotated as RlpA-like double-psi beta-barrel-protein domain-containing protein-containing protein. Lineage: Eukaryota; Fungi; Ascomycota; Sordariomycetes; Hypocreales; Nectriaceae. The record is from RefSeq and is a predicted model, not a curated record.